This is a messenger RNA of Ipomoea triloba (trilobed morning glory), 1977 nucleotides long. Its product is annotated as U4/U6.U5 small nuclear ribonucleoprotein 27 kDa protein-like. NCBI's taxonomy places the organism in Eukaryota, Viridiplantae, Streptophyta, Magnoliopsida, Solanales, Convolvulaceae. Bases 115 to 837 code for a protein of 240 amino acids. Gene Ontology annotation, cellular component: precatalytic spliceosome. Gene Ontology annotation, biological process: RNA splicing. The record is from RefSeq and is a predicted model, not a curated record. The transcript is spliced from 2 exons.
UAACGGUUAAAAUGACGCCUGUAUCCUCUCUAUACCUUGGUAAACCUCAAGUUGAAAUACUAGUAAGCUGAGCUCAAUCUCCUGCGGCUCGAUCUGUCUCUCCCCGCCGACGCCAUGACCGACCGUGACCGAGUUCGCGAUCGAGACCGAGAUAGAGACCGCGAAAGAGAAAGAGACAAGGAUAGAUACAGAGAUAGAGACAGAGACAGAGACAGGGAGCGAGAUAGAGAUCGGAAAAGAGACCGUGAUGAACGCGAACGCGACCGAGACCGGAAAGAAGGGGAGCGCAGCAAGCGGUCUCCUUCUCCUCCCCGUUCGCGUUCAUAUACACCUGACCGUGUCCGAUCCCGGAGAGCCCGUUCCCGCACUCGCUCCCCGUCAACCGACCGCCACCGUCACCGCCAUCGUUCCCCGUCUCGUUCGCGCUCUCCUGACCGUCACCACCGAAGCCGGAAUCACCACCGCCACCGCACUCCUUCCCCCGAAAGCCCUCCCAGAAAACGCCACAAGGAGGAGGGUGAAAAGGAUAGGGAUAGGCAGCGGGACAGGCAGAGGGCCGUUUCGGAUUUCGUUGAUGGAAUUGCAAAGGAGCAUAAGCAGAAGCAGGAUGGAGAGGGCGGCGCAGCUGCGGAAGGGAGUGCAGAGAUGAUUGAUGAGGACGAGCUUGAGAUGAUGAAGAAAUUAGGUAUUCCUGUAGGGUUUGAUUCGACUAAGGGAAAGCCGGUUGCCGGGAACGAUGUGGGCGCUGUGAGGAAAGUGACCAAAAGGCAGCCUCGACAGUACAUGAACCGGCGUGGAGGGUUCAAUCGACCCUUGCCUGCUGAAAUCAAUCGCUAAUACUCAGACUUUGGAUUUGAAGUUUGAACCCUAUGUAGGAAUUAUCUGUUUGAGGAUAUCUAUACAACUAGAUCUCUAGAUGCCAAUUUAGCACUCCAAUUGAUAGGAAAAUUAUCAAACCAUUCAGGAGUUCUGCCCCAAAUUUGUAUUUAAGUUAGUUGGUCUGUCUUAGCAGUCACAUUGACUAUGAAUUUUGUCUCAGUUAAAUUGUGAAGUUGGAUUACUCUGGGAGAAUACCAAAUACACAAGACUAUAAUUCAUUUGAAUUUUAAAAUGUGACUUAAAAUCCCCACCACUAUCGAGUGUUGACUCAUGCUUUAUUGAUUCUUUUGUUUUUGGGGUUUCUUGUCUGCUUGUAGUAGCAAUGUCUUCUUAUAAGCUCUCUUAAAUUCACUUAUGGGUUCUUCUAAGUAAAAACAAGCACAGAGUCAUAGAAUUUCUCUUAGGCAAUAUGCUCAAGUGCUCACACAUUUUAUUGCUCUCAAAUCAAGAACUAAGCAUAUUCACAUGAUAUCCUAGCAUAAACACACAAAACAGUAGCAUACAUAGCAUGAGAAUAUGAGAUCAAAUAAAGUUUAACAAAUGGGGAUAGGAACUUCAAAUUUCCAUUAUAAUUUUGGUUCUUUCAUAGAUUUAGUUCUCACAAGGCUUAAGUACAUACUAUUCAACUUAUACUUGAGUGUGUAUAAAAAUAAUGCCAAUGCUUAUGUCACAAUUGCUUUUAGAGCUUCAAGGGUGCUUGGUUUCAGUACUUCGGCAAAAUAGUUCACUAUUUCAUCCUUUAUUGCCUUUAAAAACUUAUGCACAGUGCUUAUUAGGAACCUAAGGAGUGUUCAAGGGUUGGAAGUGCUUACCUAGUUUGAAUAUCUAUCAAAACUUGAGGUUUUUCCUCCUUAGUCUUCUCUUGCCUCUUUUUCUUUUUUCACUCUCUUUUAGUUUCUCUAUCUAUAUUCCUUUCUCUAAAGAAUGGAGUGUUGUGUGGAAGAGUGAAAGUGAUAUAACAGGCAGGUUUUCAACCGAUCCAAAUUAUAUAUAUUUUGAGUUGGGUGGGUAAGAAUGUGAUGGAGAGCAGGCCUAGACUGUGUUGUGGGGUUGGUUAACCCAUUUUUGAGCUGCUUGAAAAUUAAGAUUUUAAGAAAA